Salvia hispanica is the source of this 849-nucleotide messenger RNA. RefSeq names its product zinc-finger homeodomain protein 1-like. Gene Ontology annotation, molecular function: transcription cis-regulatory region binding; DNA-binding transcription factor activity. Gene Ontology annotation, cellular component: nucleus. Gene Ontology annotation, biological process: regulation of DNA-templated transcription; regulation of developmental process. Lineage: Eukaryota; Viridiplantae; Streptophyta; Magnoliopsida; Lamiales; Lamiaceae. The record is from RefSeq and is a predicted model, not a curated record.
UUUAAGCAAAAACUAAUGGAGUAUGAAGAUCAAGAAGAGGAGCAAGAGUUAGGAUACAACACUGAAUUAUCAGUCCUCCCGAGCCCGGUCCGCUACAAGGAGUGCCUGAAGAACCAAGCCGUGGGCAUCGGCGCCCACGCCAUCGACGGCUGCGGAGAAUUCCUCCCCGCAGCCGCCGACGACGACUCCCUCAAGUGCGCCGCCUGCGGCUGCCACCGCAACUUCCACCGCCGCGUGGGGUUCGGGAGCCCGCAGCAGCCGCUACUUCUGGCCCACCCGAUGGGCUACAGAAGUAGCGGCUACUUGCAAAUGCGGCCGCCCCCCAAGAGGGCAGCCCUGGCGCUGCCCUCGACCUCAGGGGGCGGCCACGGGGACGAGAUGUUGGAGGAUUACUACUCCGGGCCCGGGAGCAGCGGGGCGAAGAAGCGGUUCCGGACGAAAUUCACGGCGGAGCAGAAGGAGAGGAUGCUGAGCUUGGCGGAGCGGCUGGACUGGAAAAUCCAGAAGCAGGAUGAGGAAAUAGUGCAACAAUUCUGCGGCGAGGAGGGCAUCAAGAGGCACGUGCUUAAGGUGUGGAUGCACAACAACAAGCACACUCUUGGUAAGAAAACCUAGUAUAGCUUGCCCCGGAUUCCUCGUGUCGGCCUUUUUCAUUAGUUCUGUGAAUUAAUUCUUGCUAUUUUAUGUAUCUUUUGCUAUUUAUGGCAUGAUUUUGUAACUUAAUUUUAGGGUGCAUGCUUGCUCUAGUGCAAAACCAUUAAUUAGCUGUUUCACUACUAAUCUAAACUUCAAUUAGGGUUUUCUAUUGUACUAUUUCUCAAUUUCCUUUAAUUUCUUGUACAUUUUGGA